AUGACUCGAGUGGCUCAUUUUCAGCUGGCUCUGAGAGGGAAGGAAGGAUUCAGGAGGAGGGCUUUGUUCUCUCCAGCGACUAACAUUUCCAGCGAGGUGUCAAACCACAUUUGCGUAGUAAGAGCCGCACUAUGGCACAAGAGCCCUCAACCGGGUCAAAUCACGGCCCAAAGUAAAACUGUCUGCCAGCGGAAUGGCUCUGCCGCUCUGUAUGCCACCCGAAUAUUACCAGUGCGUGCCCUUUCCCAAGCUCUUUACUGGCUGCCUUUAUCUUCUUAUUCUGCCUUGGGGUUCUUCUUUAUUGACAGCACCACAUCUUCAGCCAGAGAACCUUGCCUCACAUCCAACCCGGAAAAACCACCGUUCCGCACCACCCAAUCCCCAAGAAAGACUCAACAGCAACUCACUCGACAAUCACGCCGAACGAGGACUGCCGCAGAAAGUCAUCCACUUUGUUCGUCUGCAGAACUCGCCACUUUGUCGCCGCCUGGUAUCUCGCAUCAUCGUGUCGCAGGAAGCGACGACUACAUGGCUGGGUCCCAUAGGAGUCCGGUGCUAAAAGACCAGUGGAGAGGUACGGGCGACGUUGGAGACCAGCGUGGCCGCGAGAGACCUAGUCGGCCUCGGGGCUCUCACCGCGACAGGGGGAGGGAUAGAUUUCGCGAUCAAGACCGUCACCAUCACAAUCGGCCUAAAGACGACCGACCUGAUCGCUCGUCGCGGUCGCCGCCACCGCGUUCUUUCCCCGGUCCCGAUAACAAACCUCAGCAUCGUGAUUUUUCCACUAACGUCUCUUCCACCCGCGCAUCAUCGGGCCCGUCACACCCGGAAAUACGCUCGAGCCAAAAUCCAAAUCGUCUACACUCCCCUGAACGCACUGGUCAACGCGACCCAAACACACACAUGGGGCCGACCGGUAGAGACUACCGCAGAGAGGAUUCUCCUUCAGCGCCUCCAUCGAAACGACAGAGAACACACAGUCCUCCGCCGAACGGUUUCCAAGGCCGUCCACCUACCCAUCCGCGUGGUGCGCCCCCUAGACACGGCUUUGAUUUCGAUCGGGGGCCACCACACAGCAGAGGGCGAGGAGGACGUCCGCCAGGCCGUGGCCGCCCCGGUCGGAGACCAUCGCCUCGUAGGGGAAGGGACCGACGGAAACACGAGAGCGGACCUCGAGAUUCGUCAAGGCACAGACAUUCUCGGUCUCCUGACUGGGAGGACAAACCGCCCAUGCAUCCCAAACGACGUUAUCAUAGCCCUCGUCCUGACGAAUCAGAUCGGAAUCUCUUCCCCCGAUCGCCUUCUCGUGUUUCCGCAGGAACUUUAGAUUCAAAAACAUCAGCACUUUCUCGCCGUGGAUCAAAAAGCGACAUUGCUAUGCAACCCCCUCCCUCGCCCUCGCGACCGAACCUAGACCAUGCCACAGAAGGACAUGGAGCUCGCAUCUCUGAACGAAACCGAGCAUCCCGGUCCCCGGACAACUCAUAUCACGGUUCUACGCGUUCAAGUUCGCCUUAUCCUGCUGCGCGCGGCGGGAGAAGCGGGCAGCACUCCUCACAGACCGGCCAGCAUAGGUCCAACAAUCUCCCCGAACGGGGCUCACCAAGUAAUCUCCCCAAUAGUCAAUCCUCCUCAUUUCAUCACGCAGCCCCGUCACUUUCUCAUCGGGAUGGCCAGCCAAGAUAUCACGAAACCCACCAAGAUCGUCGCUCUUCUGGACUUGUUCCUACCGCACCUCUUGCUCAUGGCAGAAGUCGUUUCAGCAGCCCUCAGCGAGAUACAUUGGAUACGCGACGUAGAGCAGCGCCUCCGAGUCCCCCACCGCUAGGGCCAGCGGCAGACAAUCCUCCGCCGCCACCGCCGCCUACAGAACCUCGAUCGCAUCGUGAAGGAUAUCAGAAUUUUUCUACUCACCGACCCGCACUUCGGGAGACCCGAGGAGCAGAUGAAGGGCAAAGGCAUGAUUCAAGCGCUGGAUCUGGUCAGACAACUCAGCCGGAUACGCGUCCGCCAGAGCCUCCUACCGGUCCUAGCAAAGGCGGAAAGAUUAGCUUUGCAUUCAAGGCGAAAACCGGACCGCCAUCGGCUCCAAAGCCUGUGCCUGAUUUGGCUCAGCGAAUGUUGGCUCGGGAACCGCCCCCGCGAGCAGCUGAACCUCCCCGUAAUAAGUUAUCAUCAGGGCCACCGCCCAGGUUCAAGCCAGAGCCUCGCUUUGACCGCCGCGAUCGGGAUCGGGAUCGUCAUCGUGAUAGGGACCGUAACAGAGGCAGGAAUGAUCGACGAGAUUACAGAGAUCCGCGUGGCCCCCGCGACCCGCGAGAUUACCGCGAUAGCAGGAGAGACGACAGGCACGUUGAUCCUCGUGAUAAGCGGAGAAAUGACCGGCCGUCAGACGUUCGGCCAGAUCGUCGUCAUGAGCGCUCCCCCGAACCGGUCAAACGUUCGAAGAUCAUGCUUCGCCCUAAGCCGCGUCCCACCAUAUCAGAGGAGUUUGCCAAGUCGGAUUCUGUCUAUUUCCGGAAGCCUGGAAACGAGUCUGUGAUCGGGGCGGGUACGUACGGAAAGGUAUUCAAGGCAAUCCAUGUCUAUACACAAAGAAAGGUUGCCUUGAAGAAAAUCCGCAUGGAAGGUGAGAAGGACGGCUUUCCUGUCACUGCAGUCCGAGAGAUCAAAUUGCUCCAACACUUGCGCAAUCAUAAUGUCGUCAGCUUGCUGGAGGUCAUGGUGGAAAAGAACGAGUGCUUUAUGGUCUUUGAAUAUCUCUCGCACGAUCUCACAGGUCUCAUCAACCACCCAACCUUUGCCCUCACUGCUGCACACAAGAAGGACCUCGCAAAGCAAAUGUUUGAGGGUCUCCAUUACCUCCACCAUCGAGGCGUCUUACAUCGGGACAUCAAGGCUGCGAACAUUUUAAUCAGUAACCAGGGCCAGCUCAAGUAUGCUGACUUUGGUUUGGCCCGGUUUUUCUCAAAGAGUCGCCAGCUUGAUUAUACGAAUCGUGUCAUCACUAUUUGGUACCGGCCUCCAGAGCUCCUCCUAGGCGAAACGCAAUACGGACCGGCAGUGGACGUCUGGAGUGCGGCCUGCGUUUAUGUCGAGAUGUUCACGAAGAAGGCAGUGUUCCCUGGAGAAGGGGGAGAGAUCAGUCAGCUCGACAAGCUUUACAAUACCUUAGGAACUCCAACGCGCGCCGAGUGGCCAAACAUUGUCGAAAUGCCUUGGUUUGAGCUCAUGCGGCCGACGGAGCGGAAGAAAAGGAUAUUCGAAGAUGUCUAUAGGGAUAUUCUAUCCCCAGCUGCAUUGGACAUGAUCUCUCAGGUAUUCCGAUAUGAUCCAGCUAAGCGUCCCACAGCCGAAGAUAUUCUCGCCCAUCCUUAUUUCCAUUCUGAGGAGCCAAGCCCUCAACAGCCAUUUGAAUUGGAGAACAUCCAGGGCGAUUGGCAUGAGUUCGAGUCCAAGGCGCUUCGGAAAGAAAGGGACAGGGAAGCCCGGCGCGCGGAGUAUCAGAAGGAUAAGGAGAAGCGGAAAAUUCUCGCAGCGCAGGAUGAACGAGAUUCCAAGCGUAUCAAGCCAGAUACAAGCGACGGGUUGCCGCCCUCGGCGCCUCCGGCUGAGCAGUAG
This is a messenger RNA of Aspergillus mulundensis, 3621 nucleotides long. RefSeq names its product putative protein kinase. Lineage: Eukaryota; Fungi; Ascomycota; Eurotiomycetes; Eurotiales; Aspergillaceae. The coding region runs from base 1 to 3621 and encodes 1206 amino acids. Gene Ontology annotation, biological process: protein phosphorylation; transcription elongation by RNA polymerase II; positive regulation of transcription elongation by RNA polymerase II. The record is from RefSeq and is a predicted model, not a curated record. The transcript is spliced from 5 exons. Gene Ontology annotation, molecular function: cyclin binding; cyclin-dependent protein serine/threonine kinase activity; ATP binding. Gene Ontology annotation, cellular component: nucleus; cyclin/CDK positive transcription elongation factor complex.